This is a messenger RNA of Lepisosteus oculatus (spotted gar), 979 nucleotides long. RefSeq names its product general transcription factor IIH, polypeptide 5 (gene gtf2h5). Gene Ontology annotation, biological process: transcription initiation at RNA polymerase II promoter; nucleotide-excision repair, preincision complex assembly; transcription by RNA polymerase II. Lineage: Eukaryota; Metazoa; Chordata; Actinopteri; Semionotiformes; Lepisosteidae. The record is from RefSeq and is a predicted model, not a curated record. Gene Ontology annotation, cellular component: transcription factor TFIIH core complex; transcription factor TFIIH holo complex.
CCACAAUGCUUUUCGCAUGGUUGUUUUUAAGUAACCGGCUGCUGUUAUAUUAGCAAACGCACGGGUACACUGCUUUGAAAUUUAGAGAUUUGUAGCUUUACAGAGGUGCAUAUCACGAGUCUCUGAGGUGGGACAGCUACAAGUAGAAAAAUGGUGAAUGUUAUGAAAGGAGUUCUUGUUGAAUGUGAUCCUGCCAUGAAGCAGUUUCUUCUGUAUUUGGAUGAAACUUCUGCUCUGGGGAAGAAAUUCAUCAUUCAAGACCUGGAUGACACGCACGUCUUCAUUUUAGCAGAAGUAGUUCAAAUCCUACAGGAGAGAGUGGGAGAGUUAAUGGACCAGAACUCGUUUCCUAUUACUCAGAAAUAAAGCAACAUGGAGAUGUAAAUGGAAGACCAUGUUCAGCACAAACAACUUACACCCUUGUUUUAUUAAGUGUGCUCUAUACAAUGUGUCCACAUUAUAAUAUGAACUUUUGUAUUUUUUUUCAUUGUACAACUCAUACAAAUUAUAAAGGUAUACCUCAGAUAUUGUAAAAGUGAAAUUGUAAAUAUUUGGGGAUGGUAAAAUUUUGUUUCAGGAAUAAAGAAAAAUCCUUGAUUGCUGUAAUGGAGGAAGCAUUGUCCCACAUAUUUUGGGGUUCAGUUAAUAUUUAGAUGUUCAAGGGCUUUCAGUUUUCUUAGCAAUACAUUAAAGGACAACUGUGCAUUAUUUAGUUGGUUCUUAAUGAAUUCACAUUCUUAUUUACUACAUACCAAAAUGUGUGCCCAACUAUAAAGAAUUGUGGGAUUAGAAUUUAUAGUUAAUUUAAAGUAAAAAGUUCAUAUAUUGAAAAAUUGAGAAGACCACAACCAGUUACACUGAAUCUACAAAUGUUUUUCAACAUGUUGCAUGCUUGAAAUUGUGUAUUGACUUUUCUACAUAUUGUGGGGCAGUGGUUAAUUGUUUUCUUAACAGUGCAUUAAAGACAACUCUUGUGUUA